Messenger RNA from Tupaia belangeri chinensis (Chinese tree shrew), 1687 nucleotides. RefSeq names its product E3 ubiquitin-protein ligase RNFT1. Bases 356 to 1552 code for a protein of 398 amino acids. Gene Ontology annotation, molecular function: ubiquitin protein ligase activity. Gene Ontology annotation, biological process: positive regulation of ERAD pathway. The transcript is spliced from 10 exons. NCBI's taxonomy places the organism in Eukaryota, Metazoa, Chordata, Mammalia, Scandentia, Tupaiidae. The record is from RefSeq and is a predicted model, not a curated record. Gene Ontology annotation, cellular component: endoplasmic reticulum.
GCGCGCGCCGCCGUCGCCUGGUCGGAGUUGCUGGUCUCGGGGGUUUGAGGGUGAUGGCUCUGGCUGACCGGCCCGAGGCGGCGGGUGCCGCUGUUCCUGCUGUUGCUCCCGAGAUCUCCGGCCGCUCCUGGUCAUGAGAGGAAAGACACUGGGAAACUGCCAUGUCCAACUCAACUCUUCUGAGGUUUGAGGAAGUAGAGUUCGUGGCGUUGGAGCCUCGGAGAAAGCCUUUAAGUGAAAUGCUUUAAAACCUAAACUGCCACAGCAGUAACUACAACACUAUUCAAAAACUAGAAACGAGGAGACAGAGCCCUGAAACAAACAGAUCGGCAUCAGAGAACAAGUACACAGGGCCAUGCAAGCCCACUGUAGCCAACUGCACAGUCCUCCAGGAACUGCAGGCAUUGAGGAUGCCUCAGCCUCCCAGUGUGUCCACACAAGAUUGACAGGAGAAGGUUCAUGUCUUCAUGCUGGAGAUGUUCAUAUUCAGAUAAACUCCAUACCUAAAGAAUGUGCUGAAAAUCCAAGCUCCCGAAACAUAAGGUCAGGUGUCCACAGCUGUACCCAUGGAUGUGUACAUAGUCACUUUCGGAGUCACUCCCACAGUGAAGCAAGGCAGCCUGAUGACACUGCCUCUGAGUCUGGAGAACAUGGUAGCAGCUCCUUCUCAGAAUUCCGCUAUCUCUUCAAGUGGUUACAAAAAAGUCUUCCAUAUAUUUUGAUUCUGGGUGUCAAACUUGUUAUGCAGCAUAUAACAGGAAUUUCUCUUGGAAUUGGGCUGCUAACAACUUUUAUGUAUGCAAACAAAAGCAUUGUAAAUCAGGUUUUUCUAAGAGAAAGAUCCUCAAAGAUUCAGUGUGCUUGGCUACUGGUAUUCUUAGCAGGAUCUUCUGUUCUUUUAUAUUACAGCUUUCAUUCUCAGUCCCUCUAUUACAGCUUAAUUUUUUUAAAUCCUACCUUGGACCAUUUGAGCUUCUGGGAAGUACUCUGGAUUGUUGGAAUUACAGACUUUAUUCUGAAAUUCUUCUUCAUGGGCUUAAAAUGUCUUAUUUUAUUGGUGCCUUCUUUCAUCAUGCCUUUUAAAUCCAAGGGUUACUGGUAUAUGCUUUUAGAAGAAUUAUGUCAGUAUUACCGAACUUUCGUCCCCGUACCAGUUUGGUUCCGUUAUCUGAUAAGCUAUGGGGAGUUUGGUAACGUAACUAAAUGGAGUCUUGGGAUAUUGCUGGCUUUACUAUACCUCAUACUAAAACUUUUGGAUUUUUUUGGACAUCUGAGACGUUUCAGACAGGUUUUGCAAAUAUUUUUCAUGCGACCAAGUUAUGGAGUGGCUGCCAGCAAGAGGCAGUGUUCAGAUGUGGAUGAUAUUUGUUCAAUAUGUCAAGCUGAAUUUCAGAAGCCAAUUCUUCUUAUUUGUCAGCAUAUAUUUUGUGAAGAGUGCAUCACCUUAUGGUUUAAUAGAGAAAAAACGUGUCCACUGUGCAGAACUGUGAUUUCAGACCAUAUACACAAAUGGAAAGAUGGCGCUACUUCAUCACACCUUCAAAUAUAUUAAGUUGUAUAAACUGUCAAGGCCACAAAACACUCAUUUAAUUCGGUUACAGUGACUAUUAGGAUAGAUUCUUAGGGGUAGAAGAAAAAUAUUUUCGAGUGGUUUUAUAAUAUCCAAUUUAUCAAAAAUCUAAAUGAA